Loxodonta africana (African savanna elephant) is the source of this 8356-nucleotide messenger RNA. RefSeq names its product zinc finger protein 518A (gene ZNF518A). NCBI's taxonomy places the organism in Eukaryota, Metazoa, Chordata, Mammalia, Proboscidea, Elephantidae. The record is from RefSeq and is a predicted model, not a curated record. Bases 1903 to 6354 code for a protein of 1483 amino acids. The transcript is spliced from 5 exons.
AAAAAAUAGUUAUAAUAAAGUUGAAAUUUUUAUUGAUUAUUUGAUCCCAUGUAUUCAGGCUAUUAUAGAAGACCUGUUAAAGCAGUGGUUAAAGCACUUGGCUGCUAACUGAAAGGUCAGUGGUUGGAGGCCACCAACCACUGUGGGGAGAAAGAUGUGGCGGCCUGCUUGUGUAAAGAUUUACAGCCUUGGAAGCCCUAUGGGGCGGUUCUUCUCUGUCCUGUAGCAUCAUUGUGAGUAGGAAUUGACUCAUUGCAAACCAAAAAAAAGCCACCCAUUGCCGUAGUGGAUUCCAACUCAUAGGACCCUAUAGGAUAGAGUAGAACUGCCCGUAGAGUUUCCAAGGAGUGCCUGGUGGAUUGGAACAGCUGAUCUUUUGGUUAGCAGUCAUAGCACUUAACUACUAUGCCACCAAGGUUUUCGACUCAACCGCAGUGAGGUUUUUUUUUUUUUGUAUUCGGACAGUUGAGUAUUUCAGUUCCUUAGCUGGGUAUUGGCUUCACAUGGUGAGUAAUAUUCAUGGGAUGUUAGAUACCAGAAGUGAGUAUUAGGAGGUAGCAUUGUGGUAUUAGGGUAACUGGGAUGGAAUCAGACCCAGAUUAUACUCUUAACAUUGUAACUGAGUAACCUCAUUUUUCCUGUCUUGUAAUAAAUGAAGAUACUGAAUUUAAAUGCCCUUCUAAGCUUUGAGUUUUGUGACUUUGGUAAAUUUAUGACAUGUUAUCUCUGGGUAUUGAUACGUUAUUUGCCUAAGUGCAGAGAGGUUUUCGUUGGCUUUACUUUAUAACCUUGAGUUGAACAUGGAAGUGUAAGAGAAUCAAGAAUAUAAAAAUGUUUUAUUAACUUUUUUUCCCAAAGUUUUUAAAAUCUUACUCUUCAUUUCCAGAUACCAUCUCUUCUUUUGAUCACUGUUCCUGACUGUGGCAUUGUCUAAGCAUUAAACUGUGUCCUUUUUGUUCCUUGAAGAAAAAGGUAUGGUGGAUAUUGAAGUACUGGAGUAUGUAGUCUCUUAAAUUGUGCCACUGAGUCGGUUCCAACUCAUAACGACCCUGUGUACAACAGAACAAAACACACUGCCUGGUUCUGCGCCAUACUCAGUUGUUCUCCUCGAAGCCCAUUGUUACAACCACUGUGUCAGUCCAUCUUGUUGAGGGUCUUCCUCUUUUUCACUGGCCCUCUACUUUACCAAGCAUGAUGUCCUUCUCCAGCAACUGAUUCCUCCUGCUAACAUGUCCAAAGUAUGUGAGGCGUAGUCUCGCCAUCCUUGCUUCUAAGGAACGUUCUGGUCGUACUACUUCCAAGACAGACUUUUUCAUUCUUUUGUCAGUCCAUGGUAUAUUCAGUAUUCUUCACCAACACCACGGUUCAAAGGUGUCAGUUCUUUGGUCUUCUUAUUCAUCGUCCAGCUUUUGCAUCAUAUGAGGUGUACUGGCAUCAAGAAGAUUAUUUUCAAAUCGUUCAGGAAAAUUACUGGGCUGAGGCCUAUGGGGACCAUGGUCUUGGGAAACAUCUAACUCAAUUGGAAUAAUACAAAGAAAAUGUUCUACAUUCUACUUUGCUGGUGCUAGCAUACUCCUACACUACCUGGCUCUGGACCCAGCCUGAGGCUCUGGAUUCACUUCCUUCCUGCUCAUACGUCAGCCUGAGCUCUGUCAUCCAAAGAGCUACACUGGUCUCCCUCUCAAGCCCUCACUUUCUCUCCCAAGAUCAAGAAACUAAAACACAGAGAUUGAGACUUGUCUGAAGUAACACAGCCAGUGAGUUAAUGUGGGAAAAAUCCUGGUAUUUUGAAGAUGUCUCAACACAAUAUUGUCUCCUGUUUAAAUUUCAAAUAACUUCAAGAGAUUUUCAGAGGAAAAAAAAAAAAGAAAUUGGGAUUUUUUUUUUUGUUGUUGUUAAAUCAUGCCAUCUGAACAGAAUCAGUUGUUUUGUGAUGAAAAACAUACUACUUUACAAAAAGAUUAUGAUAUGAAAAAUGAGAUAGUUGAUACUGUCAGUUUAGUACCUAAACCAAGUAUUUCAGAAAGUAGUUGUCAUUAUGAACUAAGAAAUGUGAAAAUUGAUUUGCCGAAGAUAAAUAUUCCCAGUGGAGUCGUAUUGAAACAUGAAAUUGACAAAUACAGAAAAUUAUUUCAGAGUAAACCACAGACUGCAAGAAAAUCUGUUAGUGUAAAGACCAUAAGCUGUGUCGAGGAGUGCAUGUUGCUGCAUAAAUCGGAGAUAACUGAAGAAGAGGGUAUAAAAAUGUCUGCAAAAAUACUCAAUUUCAACUGUUCAAAAUGCCGAGACAACACUCGAUACAGCCCAAAUGAUUUGCAGAAACACUUUCAAAUGUGGCACUGCGGUGAAUUACCUUCCUAUCCUUGUGAAAUGUGCAGUUUUUCAGCAAAUGACUUCCAGGUAUUUAAACAACACAGACGCACCCAUAAAAGCACUUUAGUAAAAUGUGUCAUUUGUAACAAUGAGAAUGUAUAUACUUUAUUGGAUUUGACAAAGCAUUUCACAUCCACACAUUGUAUUAAUGGUAAUUUUCAGUGUGAAAGGUGCAGAUUUUCCACCCAGGAUGUUGGCACAUUUGUUCAGCACACUCACAGACAUAAUGAAGUUCAUUAUAAAUGUGGUAAAUGCCAUCAUGUGUGUUUUUCCAAAGGAGAGCUUCAGAAGCACCUUAAUGUUCAUUCUGGUACGUUUCCCUUCACUUGUCAGUAUUGUAGUUACGGUGCCACCAGGAGAGAGUACCUUAUAAGACAUGUUAUAACUUUGCACAAAGAACACUUAUAUGCAAAAGAAAAACUGGAAAAAGACAAAUAUGAAAAAAGGAUGGCAAAGACUUCAGCAGGACUUAAGCUAAUACUGAAAAGAUACAAAAUAGGUGCGUCAAGGAAGACAUUCUGGAAACGUAAGAAAAUUAGCAACGGAAGUGACAGAAGCUUAGAAAGAAACACAAAAAUACUUAAAAAAACCAACAAAACACAGACUAAAUCUAAAGACCAGAGUCAUCUUGUUCAAGAACAUUUAAAGGAGAAAAAGGAUGAAAGAGUACACUGUGAGAAGAAUGAUAAACCCACUGAGUUACAGUCAGAAAAAUCCACUCUUCUGUCCACUGGACAGUGUAAUAGAGGUGGAGAGGGAUCAAAUUCUACUUCAGGUUCCUUGAAGACGACUUCUGUACAAGGACCUACAGUGUUAAUGGUGAAAAAUAAUAAAAUAACAAUUCCUGCAAACUACAGUGCUAAGUUUAUGGGCUUCAAGAUGGUGGAUGGAAAACAACAUAUUGUAAUAAAAUUGUUGCCUGCCAAUAAACAAAGUUUUUAUUCACCAGGCUCACAUUCAGGUGCUUCUAAGGACAGUACUGCUAAUUUGCAGCCCCAGACUUUGGACACCACUGGAUUUUUAUCUGCAGGAGUAGCAGCUGAGUUAAAUGACAAGGUUUGCAUGAAAACAACUACUCCAUUUUCAUAUUCAUCUGCUAUACUUGCAGGGAAAGUAACUUCAGCAAAAGAAAUGGCUUUGAUAUCUCAAAUGAAUAAUAUGCUCCAGACAGUGGGGGAUGAAAAAACUGUAUCUUUUUUGCCAACAUCAUCAGAAUUUGUUACAGCACCAGUGAAUCUGACCACAAAAGUUGAAACCAGAGAUAGUGUUGACUUAUGGGGAAAUCAUAUUACUCAGAGUCACCCUCAGAUAUUAGGUACCACCAUUAAAAGUCCAGAUAAAGUCAACUAUAGCAUCAAACCAAAUGCAUACAACAGUGGAGAUAUGCAUAAUUAUUGCAUUAAUUAUGUCAAUUCUGAGUUACCUGUUGAAUCUUCCAAUCAAGGAUCAUUACCUUUUCAUAAUUACUCAAAAGUGAAUAAUUCUAAUAAACAUCAUAGGUUUUCAGGAACAGCAGUGUAUGAAAAUCCUCAAAGAGAAUCUUCAAGCAAAACGAUGGUUCAGCAACCAAUAAGUGAAUCAGUUUUAUCACUAGUGAAGAAGGAGAGCGCAAAUCCAGAUAGCCUGUUAGCAUCUAUUAGCCUUUUAAAUCCUAAAUACGGAACUAUAAAAACGCAGUCGGAAAUUGAACAGUGUGACGUAGGAAAAGGACAAAACAUUGAUGGACAUAACCUGUACACAAAUGAAAAUCAAAAUGUAGAGAGUGUGACUGAAAAACCUAAAUGGGAUAACUUUUCUAAUGUUGAUUCACCCAUGAUGCCUAGAAUCACAUCUGUUUUCUCUCUCCAGAGCAAACAGGCUUCAGAAUUUUUGCCACCUGAAGUGAACCAGUUACUUCAAGAUAUAUUAAAAACAAAAUCUGAUGUAAAGCAAGACUCUGAUAACACUUCGGAUAAAGGCCUGCCACUACAUGGUGACCAACCAUUUCAGAAACAUGAGGGAGAGGGCAAAAGAGUUGAAUCCUCAAGAGACUUGAAAAUGCAAGGCAACUUCCCAAUUCCAUCUGGCAGUGUUGGUGUCAGUGAGCUUACAAAUGAUCUGAAUGGAAAACAAGUGCCAUCAAUGUCACAAAAUCUGAGAGAUGCAGGGAAGACACCUAGAAUUUCAGGAAUUGGCACAUUACUUAAGACUCAAUCAGAUGCAAUAAUAACACAGCAGCUUGUAAAAGACAAAUUACGAGCCACUACACAAAAUUUAAGUUCUUUAUAUAUACAGAAUCCACUUCUAAAUUCAGAACCAAAAAAAGCUAUAUUUGUUCAGACUCCAAAAGGCCUCUUUGUACCAUUGCACAUUGCUAACAAGCCUGGAUUACACGUUGUUUCAGGAAGACCACUUUCCUUGGUUAACACACAAAGUGUACCUGCCUCUCUGCUCUUAAACAAGAAACCUGGGAUGAUUUUAACUUUUAAUAACGGGAAACUUGAAGAUAUUUCCAAUGUCAAAACUGAGAACGCUCAGUCUUCUAGUGGGGUCAUGACUAAGGAGCCUUGCAGAACGCCUUUUUUAAAGGUAGAGCCGAGCAAUAAUUGUCUGACACCUGCACUUUGCUCCAGCAUUGGCAGUUGUUUGAGCAUGAAAAGUAGCUCAGAAAAUACUUUGUCGUUAAAAGGCCCUUACGUUAUUAAAACAUCAGCAAAUUCUUCAGUGAAAACUGUUCCUACUCCUACUGUGCUAUCUGAGCAUCAGGGCACUAAGUUGAAUAUCUUGGAUUCAGUAAAACAGCCGAAUGAGGUUUUCCCCAAACCACCUGUUUAUACGCUCUUGCCUCAUGGCAAACAAGCGGUGUUUUUAAAGUGUGUGAUGCCAAAUAAAACUGACCUACUUAAACCUACAGUAGUCCAAAAUAGUACUUAUCAUCAAAAUAUACAGCCAAAGAAGCCUGAAGGAACACCACAAAAAAUACUGCUGAAAGUUUUUAACCCUGUUUUAAAUGUGACUGCUGCUAGUAAUCUGCCAGUAAGCCACUCUGCAUCUUCGUUGCAAAAAGCUGAGGGCCCAUCUAAUCAGACUACGGGAGGAGAGCAGAAAGAGCCAGAGUCUUCCAGAGAUGCCUUACCCGUCUUAUUAGAUGAUUUGAUGCCAGCAAAUGAAAUUGUGGUAACUUCUACGGCAGCAUGCCCGCGAUCUCCCGAGCAGCCAGUAUGUAUCACCAACUGUUCAGACGCCAGAGUUUUAAGGUCUAAAACAAAUUGUGCAAGUGAGAGAAGUUUCAAUAGAAAAAAGGCUUCCAAAAGAAAAAUUUCAAGAAUAAAAACUCACAUAGGAAGUAAAGAUUUUGAAACUGCCUUUGCAACUAGAGACAGAAACUAUAAACGGAAAUGUAGGGAUAGUUACCAAGAACCUCCUAGAAAAAAAGCAACAUUGCAUAGAAAGUGUAAAGAAAAGGCUAAACCUGAAGAUUUCCGUGAAACACUGGGACCUAGGUUUUCAAAAGAUUCAGUUAGAACUUUGAGGCUUUUCCCGUUUAGUUCCAAACAGCUUGUGAAAUGUCCUAGGAGAAACCAACCAGUUGUAGUUUUGAAUCAUCCUGAUGCAGAUGCACCGGAAGUAGUAAAUGUAAUGAAAACCAUUGCUAAAUUUAAUGGACGUGUACUCAAGGUUUCGUUGUCAGAAAGAACUAUGAAUGCCUUACUGAAACCAGUUCAUCGUAACCGUUAUAAAACAACUUAUGAUGAGUUUUCCAAGAGGCACAAAACACUUAAACCUGUUAGUUCUGUGAAAGAAAGGUUUGUGCUAAAAUUAACACUCAAAAAGACAAGCAAAAACAAUUAUCAAAUUGUGAAAACUACCUCUGAAAGUGUUCUGAAGGCUAAGUUUAACUGUUGGUUUUGUGGUCGAGUGUUUGACAAUCAGGAUGCUUGGGCUGGUCAUGGGCAGAGACAUUUAAUGGAAGCCACUCGGGAUUGGCAUAUGUUAGAAUAAUUUACCCUAAUUACCAAGGAAAAGAAAAGUAAAACUAUAUUAGAAGAAAACAGUAGGUUGGAUGACCAUAAUGCAGACAUUUUCCAUUUCAAAUUAGUACCUGAAAUUAAACACUUUUAAGGUUGGUUAUAUUUCAGUGGAAGAGCAAAAGUUUUGUAUGUGAUAAUUGAUAAUGCUAUCACUGGACACAUGUAAGUUUUGAAAGAAACUAAUCACAGCACAGAUGUACCUUGAUUUAAUUUUUUAGAAAUGUGUUCUUGGGGAAGUUAGGGCUAAAGAAAACUUUUAUAAAACAGCUUUAUUUUCCCAAUUUAUAUUAAAAAAUUUUGUGACUCUUAGAAGAUGACAGCUGACAGCCCCAUUCCCUCUCUUUCACCAGCCUUAUGAAUCUGAUAAGUAUAGCUCCUCUGAAGGUGGAGAGCUCUUUCACCAUGCAGUUUCUCGUUUGUACAGAUAUACUGAGAGAGUUUGGGAAAAGAACUUAUUGUACAUCUGGUAAAUAGGGUUCUUUUGAAGGAUAUAGGCUCUUUUGAGAGCACAUAUAAUUUACUCCAAUUACACCUCAUAUAAUGCUUGAAGAGUUAUUGGCAAGUAGAUCUGAAACAUUUUUGUUGUUUGCAUAAAUCUUUUUUCUUAUUAAGCUAUGUUCCAGGCCAGAGAUUGGAACACCUUCCCAAGGUGAUUUUCUUACUCCCUCUAAGUGGCUGUGUCAAGCACUGCAGUAGAUUGGUAGCCUAGAGAGAAGAAUUAAAAACUCUCUUGGUCUAGUUUAGAAACCAAUUAACUAGAACAUUUCUCUGAAUUUGGUUAUAUUCUCUUGGGAUCCUCUUGAAAAGAACUAUGCUUAUCUGAUUUAAGUCGUUUCACAUAAACCAAAUGGCCAUUUUUUUCUUGGUUGUCAUCCCUUUAAAAAGAGUUGAACAGAGAAGCUCUUCCAAGGGAAUGGCUUUUAUUGAAAAUUAGAAAUUAUUUUACAGAAAUACUUUUUAAAAGCAAGAUUAGCGAGACAAAUCAAAUUUUUGUUUAAUUACUGUUAGUGUGGGAAUAUGGCCAAAUCGGAGCAAAGCAUUUUGUUAGCAGCUUCUCAGUAUGACUGACAAAGCAGAUUUUUACUAAUUGUUGGCAGGUGAAAAUGGGGAAGCAUUACCAGGGGAUGCAGUGGUAGUGCAGAAAACUUCAGGACAGAUUCCUAAGGGGCAUACCCAACAGGGAGAGUUAAAUGGAUGUUUUCAUGAUAGCAACAGAAUCAUAGAUUUAAACUUUUGAUUUUGUAGGUUUGGAUCAUUGAAAUAUGACAUUCUUGUAUUACAAGGUUAAUUUGCUAUGAUUUUUGUUACAUUGUUACUACAAGUGUUAGGACAUUUUGGUUUGGAUUAAAACUUCAGGGCUUCUUUUUUGUAUAUAAUGAAGAAUUUAAACCUGUACAUAUUUUUUGUACCUUUCAGUUAUGUAAAUUUUGCACAGAAAGUUUUGACAUAAAAGUUUAUUUUCAGUUUAGUUCUGUGCAUGCACUAAUAAAACUGGUUGUUUAAUUUAAAAGGAAUUUAUAAAACUUUACCCAUGUUAUUUUUUUGGUUUUUAUUUCAGAUGUAGAAUUUUUUUUUCUCCCAUAAAUUCAUUUUUCAGGGAUUGAACACUAUUGUUAGCAAGUGCCUAAAAGAUGUGAAACAGUUUACAUAUGUCAGCUGUAAAAGUAGGUCCCAAAUGGGCCCACCCCCCCAAUAGUUUUAUUUUUAAAAAAGCCAUAUGUAGAUGCUUCAAGCUAUCUUGCUAUGCACAUUAUACUUGUACUGUUCUGGUGCAGUUUGUCUACUUUCUUAGUGAAGUAUUUUUUGUAUAAAAUCUGUUAUAAUUGUGUUUUUAAAAUUGAGCCUAAGAAUGGAGCUGAUUGUGAACAUACAGGUUAUAUUAAUAAUGUUACGGUGUUUAAAGAAUGAUAAGUAUUGCUCAUUUCUGUAAUGAAACUUUUCUUCAAUUAAAUUUAUCUUAAGCUUGUGUAAAA